Messenger RNA from Nerophis ophidion (straightnose pipefish), 3628 nucleotides. RefSeq names its product basic helix-loop-helix ARNT-like protein 1. Bases 1 to 1131 code for a protein of 376 amino acids. Lineage: Eukaryota; Metazoa; Chordata; Actinopteri; Syngnathiformes; Syngnathidae. Gene Ontology annotation, biological process: regulation of transcription by RNA polymerase II. Gene Ontology annotation, cellular component: cytoplasm; transcription regulator complex; nucleus. Gene Ontology annotation, molecular function: DNA-binding transcription factor activity, RNA polymerase II-specific; RNA polymerase II cis-regulatory region sequence-specific DNA binding. The record is from RefSeq and is a predicted model, not a curated record. The transcript has 9 exons.
AUGUCGGCCCCGAGAGUGACGCUAAUGGAGGCGGAGAGCAGCAAACACAUCGGAGCAGCGGACUCCGUGAGAUACUGCACCCUGCACUGCAGUGGCUACAUGCGCAGCUGGCCCAGGAGUGAUCUGGACUCUGAGUCGCCCGCCUCCCACCUGACCUGCCUGGUGACCAUGUGUCGCCUCCAAGGACACGGUGCCCACCAAGUGCCCAAAGGCGUCAAGGUCAAGCCCACCCAGUUCGUGGCUCGCUGUACGAUCGACGGCAAGUUCACUUUCAUCGAGCAACACUCAACCACUGUCAUCGGUUAUCUACCCCAAGAACUUUUGGGAACAUCAUGUUAUGAAUACUUUCACCAGGACGACUUGCAGCAGCUGGCAGAGAAACACAGGCAAGUCCUGCGCAGCAAAGAAAAGAUCGAUACCAAGUGCAAGUUCAAAACCAAAUAUGGCUCCUAUGUUUCACUCCAAAGUCAGUGGUUCAGUUUCACCAACCCCUGGACCAAAGAAGUGGAAUUCAUUGUGUCUUUAAACAGAGUCAUCUCGGGGCCAGGUCCCACCAUAGAUGAUGAAGCAGCAAGCAGCUCAAUAAGUCAUCAGGAAGAGAGCAAACACCUGCCCAUAGUCCCGGGUCUGACCAGUGGUGUGGGCAAGAUGAUCUACGCUGGCAGCAUCGGGACCCAAAUUGCAAAUGAACUGCUGGAUGCCUCCAGGGCCAACUGGUCUCUCUCCAGUGGUGUGUCCACUCCCCUUGGAGCCCCCCACAGUGGUGUGUCCAGUCCCCUUGGAGCCCCCCACAGUGGUGUGUCCAGUCCCCUUGGAGCCCCCCACAGUGGUGUGUCCAGUCCCCUUGGAGCCCCCCACAGUGCACCAGCCUCCCCACAAGCCAGCACACAUCUGUCCAGCAGAGAAGAAGAGGAAGCAGGCAGUUCCUCAGAGUCCAGACCAGACCUGGUCCCCAGCAUGUCGGACUGCACAGGUCAGUCCUCCCAGCAGGACUUGGACAGCAUGCUGGGACCCGGUCUGAGCGCCUUCAGCAGCGACGAGGCGGCCAUGGCGGUCAUCAUGAGCUUGCUGGAGACCGACGUCAACAUGGGCCAAUCAGGGGACUUGGAGGACUUACAUUGGCCUUUCUAGUCCAGUCACCUGGAGGACUUACACAGUACUUUCUAGUCCAGUCACCUGGAGGACUUACAUUGGCCUUUCUAGUCCAGUCACCUGGAGGACUUACACAGUACUUUCUAGUCCAAUCACCUGGAGGACUUACACAGUACUUUCUAGUCCAGUCACCUGGAGGACUUACAUUGGCAUUUCUAGUCCAGUCACCUGGAGGACUUACACAGUACUUUCUAGUCCAGUCACCUGGAGGACUUACAUUGGCCUUUCUAGUCCAGUCACCUGGAGGACUUACACAGUACUUUCUAGUCCAAUCACCUGGAGGACUUACACAGUACUUUCUAGUCCAGUCACCUGGAGGACUUACAUUGGCAUUUCUAGUCCAGUCACCUGGAGGACUUACACAGUACUUUCUAGUCCAGUCACCUGGAGGACUUACAUUGGCCUUUCUAGUCCAGUCACCUGGAGGACUUACACAGUACUUUCUAGUCCAGUCACCUGGAGGACUUACACAGUACUUUCUAGUCCAGUCACCUGGAGGACUUACAUUGGCCUUUCUAGUCCAGUCACCUGGAGGACUUACACAGUACUUUCUAGUCCAGUCACCUGGAGGACUUACAUUGGCCUUUCUAGUCCAGUCACCUGGAGGACUUACACAGUACUUUCUAGUCCAGUCACCUGGAGGACUUACACAGUACUUUCUAGUCCAGUCACCUGGAGGACUUACAUUGGCAUUUCUAGUCCAGUCACCUGGAGGACUUACACAGUACUUUCUAGUCCAGUCACCUGGAGGACUUACAUUGGCCUUUCUAGUCCAGUCACUUGGAGGACUUACACAGUACUUUCUAGUCCAGUCACCUGGAGGACUUACAUUGGCCUUUCUAGUCCAGUCACUUGGAGGACUUACAUUGGCCUUUCUAGUCCAGUCACCUGGAGGACUUACAUUGGCCUUUCUAGUCCAGUCACCUGGAGGACUUACAUUGGCCUUUCUAGUCCAGUCACCUGGAGGACUUACAUUGGCCUUUCUAGUCCAGUCACCUGGAGGACUUACACAGUACUUUCUAGUCCAGUCACCUGGAGGACUUACAUUGGCCUUUCUAGUCCAGUCACCUGGAGGACUUACACAGUACUUUCUAGUCCAGUCACCUGGAGGACUUACACAGUACUUUCUAGUCCAGUCACCUGGAGGACUUACAUUGGCAUUUCUAGUCCAGUCACCUGGAGGACUUACACAGUACUUUCUAGUCCAGUCACGUGGAGGACUUACACAGUACUUUCUAGUCCAGUCACGUGGAGGACUUACAUUGGCAUUUCUAGUCCAGUCACUUGGAGGACUUACAUUGGCCUUUCUAGUCCAGUCACCUGGAGGACUUACACAGUACUUUCUAGUCCAAGUCACUUGGAGGACUUACAUUGGCCUUUCUAGUCCAGUCACCUGGAGGACUUACAUUGGCCUUUCUAUUCCAGUCACUUGGAGGACUUACACAGUACUUUCUAGUCCAGUCACCUGGAGGACUUACACAGUACUUUCUAGUCCAGUCACUUGGAGGACUUACAUUGGCCUUUCUAGUCCAGUCACCUGGAGGACUUACAUUGGCCUUUCUAGCCCAGUCAUGCUCAUUUGGGGGGACUGGAGGACUCACAUAGGCCUUUCUAGUCAUGAAGUGAGGGUCAAGUCCCUAUGCACUAUGGACUGAGGCAUCAUGGGAGAAUGAAGUGUCGACCUGGGACAGUCGUCAUGAUUCAACAAUCCAUCCUUUUUCUAUCCAUCCUUUUUCUACUGCUUGUCCCUGACAGGGUGGUAGGGAAUGCUGGAGCCUAUCCCAGCUGCACAUGGGCUAGAACAGUGGUCCCCAACCACCGGGCUGCGGCUCGAUUUGGAAAAAAAUAAAUAAAAUAAAAAAAUAAUAAAAAAAUUAAAUUAUUUUUAUAUUAAAUCAACAUAAAACACAAGAUCCACUUACAAUUGUGCACCAACCCAAAACAACCUCCCUUUUUCAUGACAAAAACAAAUAAAAAUCCCCCCCGCCGGGCCGUGGGACAAAUGAUCAAGUGUUGACACAGCUACAGAAAGGUUGGGGACCACUGGCCUAGAAGGCGGGGUACACCCUGGACAAGUCAUCACAGGGCCAACACAGACAACAUUCACACUCUGGCAAGACUAAAUGGUCCCUAAUCAACCUAUCCCCAGGUUGGAGGUGGGAGGGGCCUAUCCCCAGGUGCAUGUCUUUGGAGGUGGGAGGGGCCUAUCCCCAGGUGCAUGUCUUUGGAGGUGGGAGGGGCCUAUCCCCAGGUGCAUGGAGGUGGGAGGAAGCGGGAGGGAACCCAUGCAGUCACAUGCAAACUCCACACAGAAAGAUCCAGAGCCCAGGAUGGAACCCAUGACCUUGUUAUUGUGAAGCACUAACCACUGUCCACUGUGCUGGCCCAUCAUGAUCCAAAGACAAAACUUGUAUAUUUUCUGUCCCGUCAUGAGUGUCUUACAUGCUGCUGGAUAAACUGCUAUGUUUUCUUUUCA